Messenger RNA from Pecten maximus, 2986 nucleotides. RefSeq names its product coiled-coil domain-containing protein 24-like. The record is from RefSeq and is a predicted model, not a curated record. The transcript has 9 exons. NCBI's taxonomy places the organism in Eukaryota, Metazoa, Mollusca, Bivalvia, Pectinida, Pectinidae. The coding region runs from base 341 to 1432 and encodes 363 amino acids.
UUAUAAAGUUCCGUUAAUUGUAUGGAUGUUGUAGGCUUUAAAUAACGAGUCCAUUUUGACAAAUUUCAAUUCCAAACAUCAUUUAAUUCGUUAUUAAUGUAUGAUAUAUAUACCAUAAUUAUUGAUAAUUUACUAAGUGAUAAAUUAUGACCAGAAUAUAUAUUGUAGUCAUUUUGUUUGUUCAACACAGGAAUUUCAAGAUGGCGGUUACCUUCUACUGACCUGCGUUAACUAUUUUGAUGCAAGAAUCACUUGCUGGAAUGUACGGAUAGAAUGGAAGAAGGCUCGUGAAAAAUUAAAUACUGUAUUUGCCAUAUUUAUAGAAUGGCCAUAUAGCAAGAUGGAUGAACCACCUUUCGAUCUCCAGGGUUACAAUCCACCCAUUUCAUUGUGGCAACUUGUGGAACAACAUGUCCCAAAACAUGAACAGGAUGAAAUCAAAAAUCUGCUGGGGGAAUCAAUGGUUGACCAAAGCCUGGAGUUGCACCAGGAGAUUGAUGUAUUGCUUGAGAUAUGGAGAGACUAUAGAGAUGAAACUAAUGAUAAUCAGCGUGUGAAACUGCCAGAGCCACCAGGACUACGCGAUCGACUAAUACAAGAAAUCAACUUCUUUGUGGAAAACAUCCGUGAUAAGGCCAAAAAUAAUGGAGUUAAUCCAGACAGAUUGCUUGAAGCCAGACACAACACAGAAAUCAUUGAUUAUGCCAUGGAUACUGCCCGUUCAGGAUCCCGCUGUCGGUCCAGACCAGGGACUGCACGUUCAAGGGAUGGUUCAGAGACACCAAUGAUCGUGACACCCACAGGAAGUGACAGAAUUUCUGCAGCAUCAACAUUGAGUGAAGAAAUUGAUUCAAUGAACGAUAAACUCAACUUUUUACAUUUUGAUGAAGUUGUACAACAUUUAAGAUCUACAUUAGAAGAGGAGACGAGGAUGUUGCUGAAGGACAUCAAGUUUCUUCAAGAAUGUCUCGAGGAUGAGGCAACAUACAGGGCGGAGGUACAGGGUACCUUCUCCAGAGAACCCACUAUAGCAGAUUUACAACAAGAACGCUCCAAAAUGGAGAAGUCCUUGUUGGUAGAUGGAGUGCCAAAGAAACCGCCUCAAGUCAGGGCUCCCUUUGCACCACAAGCAAUUAGACGACCUCUUCCUGUAGCUCAGGAUGCCAGGUCCCCACCUGUAGGUGUUACUGUGCCUGAUGUAACUAGUCCAGGCAGUCCCAACAGCCCUAAGGGUACUAGAACUGAUCAGUCCCUUCUAAAGACUAAGGAUGGAGGAUAUAGUGCUAGUAAAAAAACCUCCCCAGGGACCAGACAAGGACCAAUGAAGGCGUCACACAUGAUAAUGAUGACAGACAAUGUGACAGAUAAAGGUGACAAUGCUGUGUCAACUGAUGAAAAUUUCAGUACAAAUUCUCGAGAAAAUUCUGCCUAAAAGUGCCGGAGGUAGGGUGAAAAUGAGGCAUAGAGAUUUGAGUCCGGCUCGAGCCAAACUUGUGUCUGUCGAUAUGGCCUCAGGUAACAUUACAGAUUUGUCUCCCAGUACAAAUAUGCUUCCAACGCCACCAUCAUCAGCUAAGUCUCAGCGACCUACAUCUGCUCAGAGGUUUAGGAGAAUGGUGUUAGACUGCCGUGAUACAUGAGGAAUGUGACAUCAUUUAAACUGUUCUGUUCUUUGUUGCAUAUUUUGACUUUCAAGGUCACCCUGCCUUAAUAUCAGAAUUUGAAAUUCUUAAUUUUGCCAUAGUAUUGUACGCUAUGGUACUACCUCAAUGGACUUGAUCUGUCCAUUAUUUUGUGUUUUUCAUUAGCUUUUUUAUGUUUUAUGUUUGUGAAACAUAAGAAGAAAUUUAAAUCUACUUAGUUUUGUAGAAAUCUGAAUAAUUUCCAUUUUUUUUCCCUUUAAGUGAAAAAGAAUAGAAAUAAAAAUAACAUUCAUGUUCAUUCAUUAACAUCCAGUAACUAUAAUACACACCUGAAAAAAAUCGUGACACUUAUCGAGUUAUAAGAACCUGCACAAAUUACAUCAGAUUUUUUUUUAAGUAUACCUUGCUUCAGCUUAUUGUCUGAUUUCUAGUACAUCACAAAAAAAACCCCACUGUUUUACAGGUAUUGUAAUUGAUCAAGGUCAUUAGUAACUUAGAGCAGUAAGUUAUUUGUCUGUUUCUAAGUUAUUUGUCUGUUUCUAAUUCUUCAGCCUGUCCAAUUACUGAUAAGUAACCUUUGUUGAAAGCAUUGAGAGAAAUGAUGUGAUGAUUAUAGACCUUUGUUAAACAAUCUAGUAUUGAUGUGUUUGUGUUUUAUCAUUUAUGUUAUCCUAGUCACCAUUUAGUUUUAUGUGUAUGUUACUGAGCCUGAAUUGACAGGGUAUAGUGUUAAGUAUUAUAUACCAGUUCCUUCCAGAGAAACCUGGUAUCAAUAAGAGAGUAUUGUGGACAUAAAGCCCAAAAUCAUUACUAUAAACAGUGUGAUAACAAUACUACUGUGGAAUGUCUGAGGCACUGUAUUGUUGAUAAAUACCUGUGUGUAUAUAACAAGAUGCUGGAUUUAUAUGUAAUUCCUACAAUAGGAAAGCCAUAUUGAUCAUCCGAAGACACAGAAGAAUAGAUUUGUCAUUUUUUUAAUAAAGUUUACGAUAUCAAGCUUCCGUCAUAUGUUGGAUAAUUUUUAAUUAUCUAUGAAUUGAAGAGCAUAACAUUGAGUCAUGUACAUUUGUUAUCAAUGAUAUUUAUCAGUAUUGAUAUGUAUAAGUAAUACAAUCAUUGUAUGUCUGUCAACUAUAAGGGACCAAGUGUGCUUUGUUCAACCAAUAACCAUAUGGAAAUUGUUUAUAGUUUAAUAUGUAUAAGAUAAUAUGCUAUGUAUAAUGCUGCAUGAUUAAGUUAUUUUUGUUACAAUAAUUUUCCACUUGUGUGAUUGGUUUGACAAUAAGACACCUGUUAUUGUACAAAUGGACACCUGUCAAUACAGCAAUUACAGCCUGUAUAUA